This is a messenger RNA of Teleopsis dalmanni, 2093 nucleotides long. It is a transcript of the gene fzr, whose product is annotated as fizzy-related protein homolog. The transcript is spliced from 7 exons. The record is from RefSeq and is a predicted model, not a curated record. Gene Ontology annotation, molecular function: anaphase-promoting complex binding; ubiquitin ligase activator activity; protein binding. NCBI's taxonomy places the organism in Eukaryota, Metazoa, Arthropoda, Insecta, Diptera, Diopsidae. Gene Ontology annotation, cellular component: anaphase-promoting complex. Gene Ontology annotation, biological process: positive regulation of ubiquitin protein ligase activity; anaphase-promoting complex-dependent catabolic process; positive regulation of anaphase-promoting complex-dependent catabolic process. Bases 413 to 1849 code for a protein of 478 amino acids.
AAAUAAUUUCUUUAAAAAAAGUAAGAAAAUUGAAGUUUUUGUGUUCAAAUGAAAAAUUGUGCCUCAAUAAAGUGAAACAGAUUUUCCGAUUUUCCUCAAUUACUCAUUGUCUAUUUUCGCAGUUUACUUUAAAGAAAAAGUGAAGAAAAUUAAUAUAUUUUUUAAAGUUGCUUUGGAAAUUGGAAAAUUUGAAAUAAAAUAACGGCAGCGAGCAACAAAAAAAGCGAUUUAAAUCUACACAACGUCUAAUUUAUUUUUUAAAAAAUUUUAAUUAAUUCACCUCUUCAUGCGGACUUUAAAAUUUUUGUACUAAACACGCCAGCUGAUCUUACACGCAUUUGUUGAAAUUAGUUUUAAAUAUAUAAUCCCAAAAAAGAAAAAAAUAAAUAAUUAAAAAAAUUGCUACUAUAAAAUGUUUAGUCCUGAUUAUGAGAAACGUAUCUUAAAACAUUGUAGUCCCGUAGCGAGAAAUCUUUUUAAUUCAUUUGAAGCUGCCUCAAGUUCAACGUCAUUGGAUCGAUUUAUACCCUGCAGAGCAAACAACAAUUGGCAAACAAAUUUCGCAUCAAUAAACAAAUCUAAUGAAAAUUCACCUCAGACCAACAAGAAACAAAGGGAUUGUGGAGAGUCCGCACGUGACAGUCUCGCAUAUUCAUGCCUCCUUAAAAAUGAGUUAUUAGGCACAGCAAUAGAAGAUGUGAAAGCAGUAAGCGACGAACGUAAUGAGAACACCUACACACCAGCUGCCAAAAGAAGUCUAUUCAAAUAUCAAUCGCCAACCAAACAGGAUUAUAAUGAACAGUGUCCUUAUUCAUUAUCACCUGUAAGCACCAAAAGUCAAAAACUUUUACGAUCUCCUAGAAAAGCCACCAGAAAAAUCUCACGCAUUCCGUUUAAGGUCUUAGAUGCCCCUGAGUUACAAGAUGAUUUUUAUUUAAAUCUUGUGGAUUGGUCAUCACAAAAUGUACUUGCCGUAGGUUUGGGUAGUUGUGUAUAUUUAUGGAGUGCCUGCACGAGUCAAGUGACACGUCUAUGUGACCUUAGCACAGAUUCAAAUACCGUAACUUCAGUAUCUUGGAAUGAACGUGGCAAUUUAGUAGCAGUUGGCACACAUCAUGGUUACGUUACAGUUUGGGAUGUCAGCGCUAGUAAACAGAUCAAUAGAUUAAAUGGACAUUCCGCUCGGGUAGGUGCACUUGCCUGGAACGGUGAUAUACUGUCGAGCGGUUCGAGAGAUCGUCUCAUAAUACAACGUGAUACACGCACACCUACUCAGCAAAGCGAACGUAGAUUAUCUGGUCAUCGGCAAGAAGUUUGUGGUUUAAAAUGGUCACCAGAUAAUCAGUAUUUAGCUAGCGGAGGAAAUGAUAAUCGAUUGUAUGUAUGGAAUCAGCAUUCACUUAAUCCUGUGCAAUCAUAUACAGAGCAUAUGGCUGCUGUGAAAGCUAUAGCCUGGUCACCACAUCAUCAUGGACUGCUCGCAAGUGGCGGUGGUACUGCAGAUCGUUGUAUACGCUUUUGGAAUACACUUACCGGACAACCUAUGCAAUGUGUUGAUACCGGUUCACAAGUAUGCAAUUUAGCCUGGUCUAAGCAUUCAUCUGAGUUAGUCUCGACACAUGGUUACUCACAGAAUCAAAUACUUGUGUGGAAAUAUCCAUCUCUAACACAAGUUGCCAAAUUAACUGGUCAUUCGUAUCGAGUGUUAUAUUUAGCUUUGAGUCCAGAUGGUGAAGCUAUAGUUACGGGCGCUGGCGAUGAGACAUUACGUUUUUGGAACGUAUUCAGUAAAGCACGUAGCCAAAAAGAAAAUAAAUCAGUGUUAAAUUUAUUUACAAAUAUAAGAUAAAAAGAUUUCAUAUUAGAAAACUUAUUUACAAAAUUGAUAGUUUAACACUUGAAAAGAUCGCGCUUAAAUUUAACAAUUAUUUAAUAUAAUAAUUAAUACAUGAUCAUUUAACACAAACUUCAUCAAAAAUAAAACCAGCUAACAAAUAACAAUUAAUCACGAUUAAAAAUAAUUAAGUCAAUAAAUUAGACAAACUAAUCCACAAAUCCUUCUACCAAACUUAAGAGUUGCAUAAUUUUAAUAU